UUUCCUGGCGCCCCAAAGAGGACGACACUAAAGAGUUUAUGAUAAAUAAUUGUCCCUAAGAAAUAUUUUAAAAUUAUUUUCUCCCAAAAUGAAAAUUACCUAAACAUCUUUAGUAAUUCUAGGUUUAUUUAAUUUGAAAUAAGUAUCAAAAUUUUUAAGCAAGGUUUUUUUCACAAAUUAAUCUGUCUGGCACAGAACAUGUGAAAAAGUAGGAGUGCGUAUUAAUUUUCUCUGCAUCUGUCAUUGGAAAGUGUUUUUCCUUUUAAAAAAUAUUGCUUUGGAAUUAAGGUCAAAAUUUCGUAAAUAUACAAAAGAAUUUUAUCCUUGUAUAAAAUGGGCGACGAAGGUUCAAGCGGUACCAAAUCAUUUGCGACACAACAGGCAGAAAGGAUGAAGAGAUUGCGUGAACUACAUCGUAAAAGAAACGAAGCGAGAACACAAAAUCAUCAAGAAGUUGUGGCAGAAGAUGCUAGAAAUAAAAUGCCUCAAAACUGGGAAGCGAGGAAGCGGAGAGCUGAAUGGAUUUUGAAUGAUCAAAAAGAAAGAGAAGACGCUGCUAAAAGAGGAGAAGAUUAUGAUAGGCUCAAAUUGUUAAAUGUAUCAGCAGUUGAAGCAGAACGUCUUGAAAGAAAGAAGAAAAAGAAAAAUCCCGAUCAAGGGUUUUCAGAUUUUGAGGCAGCAACUUUCAGACAGUAUAAUAGACUGGUACGAACAAUGGCUCCGAAGGAUAUGGAGCGUUAUGAAUCCCAAAAGGAAAGAUAUGGAGAAGCAUUUUAUGCAGGACCAAAUACUAUUGUUCAUGGUUUACAUGAAGAUAGACCAGAAGCCGUUGAUAAUUUAGUUAAAAGUGUUGAAGAUCAAAUUGCUAAAAGAAAUAAAUAUUCUCGAAGAAGAAUGCACAAUGAUGAUGCAGAUAUUGAUUAUAUUAAUGAGAGGAAUGCCAAGUUUAACAAAAAAUUGGAUAGGUUUUACGGAGAACAUACUGCUGAAAUUAAACAGAAUUUGGAGAGAGGCACUGCAGUUUAAACUAAUAUUUAGUAAAUUAUUAA
Cylas formicarius (sweet potato weevil) is the source of this 1049-nucleotide messenger RNA. RefSeq names its product pre-mRNA-splicing factor Syf2. The transcript has 2 exons. Gene Ontology annotation, cellular component: catalytic step 2 spliceosome; Prp19 complex; post-mRNA release spliceosomal complex. The record is from RefSeq and is a predicted model, not a curated record. Lineage: Eukaryota; Metazoa; Arthropoda; Insecta; Coleoptera; Brentidae. Bases 334 to 1026 code for a protein of 230 amino acids.